ACUUUAGACCCCUGCGUCGCUAUCCUGUCGCACCCCUAGCGCCCCCCACAGGCUAUCCCUCUCAGGCUCUCCCCCCCCGCACUCUUACUCCGUUACGCGGCAAUGCACUUCCGGCUGUGCAAAAUUCGGCAAAAAGGUUCGGCUCUCUAUCUGGAAACCUAAGCAAAAAUCUGUGUCACGGCUUCUGUCUUGACAUUCCUUCGUUGCCGUUUGCCCUGCUAAUCGACGUCUCGGAUCUGCGAUAAACAAAAGAGAAGCCGAAAGAAAGACUAAAAACAUGGGAUGCAAUACGGGCCGAUGCCUCGGUCCAGACGAUACGGGGUACCCUGGAUCAGAAUUCAUGGCAGCCAUUAGGAAGAAAUUGGUUAUCGUGGGUGAUGGUGCUUGUGGUAAAACAUGCUUACUCAUAGUCUUCAGCAAAGACCAAUUUCCUGAAGUGUAUGUACCUACGGUAUUUGAAAAUUAUGUUGCGGACAUCGAGGUCGAUGGGAAGCAGGUGGAAUUGGCUCUUUGGGACACAGCUGGACAAGAAGAUUACGAUAGGUUGCGUCCGCUGUCGUAUCCCGACACAGACGUAAUUCUAAUGUGCUUCUCCAUCGACAGUCCCGAUUCCUUGGAGAACAUUCCCGAGAAGUGGACACCGGAGGUGAAGCACUUUUGCCCAAAUGUGCCCAUUAUCCUUGUUGGAAACAAAAAAGACUUGCGCAAUGAUCCUAAUACUAUCAAGGAACUUAGCAAGAUGAAACAAGAACCAGUAAAACCAGAAGAAGGUAGAGCUAUGGCUGAAAAAAUCAACGCGUUUGCUUAUCUUGAAUGUUCCGCUAAGAGUAAGGAGGGUAUUAGGGAAGUAUUUGAAACAGCCACCCGGGCAGCACUACAAGUAAAAAAGAAGAAGAAGGGAAGAUGUUGGCUCUUAUAAUUCGUGAAAUUGUUAUACUGGAGGCCCCCAGCGAAAACCAUAAUAUAAUAACAACUUAUCCUGAAUUAUUUUACAUAAUAAAACAAAUCUAUGAAAAAGUAAAACACAAAAUGCGCCCGCAAUAUAUAUACUGUCAUCGAUGAAACUGGAGACUUAAAAAAAAAAAAGGAAACGUUGACUAAAUU
Osmia bicornis bicornis is the source of this 1104-nucleotide messenger RNA. RefSeq names its product ras-like GTP-binding protein Rho1 (gene Rho1). Gene Ontology annotation, biological process: small GTPase-mediated signal transduction; cell migration. NCBI's taxonomy places the organism in Eukaryota, Metazoa, Arthropoda, Insecta, Hymenoptera, Megachilidae. The transcript has 5 exons. Gene Ontology annotation, molecular function: GTPase activity; GTP binding. The coding region runs from base 278 to 919 and encodes 213 amino acids. The record is from RefSeq and is a predicted model, not a curated record.